Molecule: messenger RNA, 1197 nt
Organism: Charadrius vociferus (killdeer)
Lineage: Eukaryota; Metazoa; Chordata; Aves; Charadriiformes; Charadriidae
Gene: SUMF1
Product: sulfatase modifying factor 1
Exons: 11
Coding region: 1-1197 (398 amino acids)
Cellular component (GO): endoplasmic reticulum
Source: RefSeq, a predicted model, not a curated record
AUGGUCGCUAUUCCAGGAGGAGCGUUCACAAUGGGCACUGAUGAGCCUGAAAUACAGCAAGAUGGGGAAUGGCCUGCUAGAAGAGUCCACAUCAACGGUUUCUACAUGGAUCAGUAUGAGGUCAGCAAUGAGGAGUUUGAGAGAUUUGUGAAUUCUACUGGGUACGUUACUGAGGCAGAGAAAUUUGGCGAUUCCUUUGUGUUUGAGGGAAUGCUGAGUGAAGAAGUGAAGGCUGACAUCCACCAGGCAGUUGCCGCUGCUCCCUGGUGGUUGCCUGUGAAGGGAGCCAACUGGAAGCACCCUGAGGGUCCUGACUCUAAUAUCUCCAACAGAAUGGAUCAUCCAGUUCUUCAUGUUUCCUGGAAUGACGCCGUGGCGUUCUGCACAUGGGCAGGGAAACGAUUACCAACGGAGGCUGAAUGGGAGUACAGCUGUCGGGGGGGCCUUGAGAAUAGACUUUUCCCAUGGGGCAACAAGCUUCAGCCAAAAGGUCAACAUUAUGCCAAUAUCUGGCAGGGAGUGUUCCCAACUAGUAACACUGCAGAAGAUGGAUACAAAGGAACUGCACCUGUCACUGCUUUUCCUCCCAACGGGUAUGGCUUGUACAACAUUGUCGGAAAUGCCUGGGAAUGGACCUCUGACUGGUGGGCUGUUCAUCAUUCAACAGAUGAAGUUCACAACCCUAGAGGGCCCUCAGCGGGGACGGACAGAGUGAAGAAGGGUGGAUCCUAUAUGUGCCAUAAGUCGUACUGCUAUCGGUAUCGCUGUGCCGCCCGUAGCCAAAACACUCCUGACAGCUCUGCCUCAAAUCUGGGAUUCCGCUGCGCAGCAGACACCUUGCCGCGGCUACCAAGGAUUUCGCCCCCCACUCCAGGCAUAGUGAAGUAUAAUGCACAUGCUAUAUGGGAAAAAGCCAUUAACAAUUGCCAUGAUGGUUCAGAACUCAAUGACAACGAGGGAAAGAGGAAGGAGAUUGGGUCGUCCACUCCCAGCGCUGCAGUCCUGCAGGCUGAAGGUGGCUGGCGCAAUGCCCUUUGGGGGAAGAAAACCAGCGACGUUUCUCGUUAUUAUCACAUGUCCCUUCUGUGUACCAAUGUUCAAGUUCAUUCUUUCAGAAAGGUACAGACUGAGAGAGGUGCUUUAUCAUACAGCAAGCUGUCAGAAGAAAACAAGAGAAAAACACUGGGUCUGGCUUAG